Molecule: messenger RNA, 2474 nt
Organism: Dinoponera quadriceps
Lineage: Eukaryota; Metazoa; Arthropoda; Insecta; Hymenoptera; Formicidae
Product: knirps-related protein-like
Exons: 3
Coding region: 700-2064 (454 amino acids)
Biological process (GO): regulation of DNA-templated transcription
Molecular function (GO): zinc ion binding; sequence-specific DNA binding; DNA-binding transcription factor activity
Source: RefSeq, a predicted model, not a curated record
GGAGGUCUCUCUCUCUCUCUCUCUCCGAAUCCGGAUUGUGGUUCGUUCGCGCGGUGUCGUGAUUCGACGACGGUCGUCGUGAAAAACAGACGCCGCCGGACGAUGCUCGCCGUCGCGGGAACCUCUUCGCCGCCGCGUCGCGGCUGAGAAAUAGGAGACAAGUGCGGGACGCUCGUUGAUCGUGGUGCACCUGUCGUGGGAUCGCGGCGACGUCGCGUCGCAUCCUCGCGGAAGAGACCGAUUCUCGCGCGAGUGAUCGUCGUCGUGCCUGACUCUGUGCGUCGCGUCGGCGAUCGGCGAGUGCCUUCAAGAAGUGUCGGACAUUCUCCGAAGUCGAACGAAGUUCCCGAAACGCUCGAAAUAGGUGUUUUCACCGAGCAACAGGACGUUCCGCGGACGAGUGCAGGACGCGCGGCGGGAACGCGCGCGCGUCCGCAGGACUCGUGCCUACCUGCCGAGAGGAAGUUCGGCACGUGGCUAACACCGGCGACUCUUGUGCGCGCGGUCAGCAACGCUGGACAAUAAGCGAGCAUUCGUGGUUGCUCGACGCUCUGUCGGUUCUUCGGGUGAUCAGUGUGAAAACAGUGACACUUCACCUCACAGGGACCGACCGCGGUCACUUAGUGGAAUUAUCGCCCGACGAAUCACCGUCGAAUGCCGCUCACGUCCGCCCAGCGUUAAUUCGUCGUAACGAUCAAGAUGAAUCAGCAGUGCAAGGUAUGCGGUGAGCCAGCGGCUGGUUUCCACUUCGGUGCGUUCACCUGCGAGGGUUGCAAGUCCUUCUUCGGGCGAUCCUACAACAACUUGAACAGCAUCGCCGAGUGCAAGAACGGUGGCGAGUGUGUCAUCAACAAGAAGAACCGCACCACUUGCAAAGCUUGCCGUCUGCGAAAAUGCCUUUUCGUCGGGAUGUCCAAGUCGGGCUCGCGGUAUGGUCGCAGGUCCAACUGGUUCAAGAUACAUUGUCUGCUGCAGGAGCAGCAACAGCAGCACCAGCAGCAGCUGCAACAACACCAGCAGCAGCAACAGCAGCAGCAGCAACAGCAGCAGCAGCACCACUACCAAGCGGGUAUCUCCGGUCAGCAGUUGCAGCUGCCGCAGCAGCAGCAACGUAAGCCGACGAGUCCGCCGAUCGCAGUUCACGGUGGCCAACGCAAGGACGAGGUUCACCUGCUCAGCAUGGACGACUACAAAAACUCGAGCUCGCCGAGCAUCAGCUCGCCCGAGUCCCUCAACAGCGACAACUCGGUCGACGUGUCCGAGAGGCGAGCCGCAUACGCCGGCCACCCGGGUUUCCGGCCGCUGCACCCGCACAUGCAGCACUCGAUGGCCGAUCUCUCCGUCCUGAGCAAGGAGAUGAUGAACCUGCCGCUGAGCUUCCACCUGGGCGGUAUGUCCCUAUUGCCGCCCACCUUCCUGCCGCCGCCGGGCCUCACCAUGUUCCCGCCGUAUCACCUCUACGCGACGUCGCCCGCGGCACCCCAUCCCCUGGUGGCGCACCAGGCGUCCAAUAUACUGCGGCACUCGCCGGCAGUGAACGACGAGCACAACGGCUCAACGAGCUCGACGGUGACGUCCGCGACGGUAACGUCCGCGGCGACGACGACGACGACAGCGGCGACGACAUCGAGCGUCGCGGCGGCUCCUCCGGUCGACGACAAGGAGGAUUGCGAGAGCAACGCGAACAACAACAACGACCAGUCGGAGCACAAUCACAACGUGCGCGCCAGCCGGGACAACGCCGCGUCCCCGGAACAUGAGGAGCACUACACGAAGCGAUUCUACCUGGACAGGGUGCUGGAGAGCCAACGGGCGUCGUCCGAGAGGUCGCCGACGCCGGUAAAUCCGCGGUCCUGCGACGCAGCCUCGCCCGGUUGCGCCUCCGAGCAGGAGGCCGAUUAUCUGCUGCAGCAGGAGCAGCCGAUGGACCUGUCCAUGAAGGGCACCUCGACGACCACCACCUGCGCCAGCGAGCAUUCGGAGGAUCAGGAGAGCGCGAGCGACGAGGACGACUCGCCCGAGAAGAGACGGAGACUCCCGAUAGACUUGACGACGAAAUCCUAAGAGCGGGAGGGACGACGACGCGAUUCAAACGAGAUUAUUCGAUCGGGCCCGUUUAAUGCAUGUUUCUUGUUGUCGCACUGUAUCUUUGUUUUACCGUAUGAAGUUUGUGAUAUUUACGGCCGCGCGUCUGCAGCCGUAGCCGCAACGAAGCUCCCGCUCGAGACACUCUCGGAUACCGGGUUCGGGGUAGCGAUCACGUAAUUUUUUCCCUAGGAAAUAUGAAAAGUGAAAGGAGGAUUGCGAAAGCAUUUUCGAAUGCUUCCAAGUUCGAGAAUCCUGACUUACUCUUGAGUCGCACGCGUUUACACGCUAGAGGACAAAAUUCGCAACUCCUGCAAGUCGAUCGUGAAUCUUUUGCUCUCUACACGGAGAAAGUAUUGUGGUAAAAAUUACCACAGAAGUUUGUUAUG